Tetrapisispora phaffii CBS 4417 is the source of this 1683-nucleotide messenger RNA. RefSeq names its product protein-lysine N-methyltransferase (gene RKM3). Gene Ontology annotation, biological process: peptidyl-lysine monomethylation. The coding region runs from base 1 to 1683 and encodes 560 amino acids. NCBI's taxonomy places the organism in Eukaryota, Fungi, Ascomycota, Saccharomycetes, Saccharomycetales, Saccharomycetaceae. Gene Ontology annotation, molecular function: protein binding; protein-lysine N-methyltransferase activity. The transcript has a single exon. Gene Ontology annotation, cellular component: nucleus. The record is from RefSeq and is a predicted model, not a curated record.
AUGGCUGCUACUCUGAUCGACGACGUCAACGAUAUAAUCGGUUUGGUCAAAGACAAUGAAACCAACAGUGUCUUCAGAACAGACAUGUGUGAAGUGAAGAAAUCUGAAUUCGGUGGACUAGGUGUAUAUGCUAAGGAGGAUAUCGAAGAAGGAACGUCGUUGUUGAAGGUGCACAAAUCUAUUUUGUUCAGCGCCAAUAACUGUUCAAUUGGUAACCUGCUUCAUGAAGAAGGCAUAGGAGGUAUGUUAGGUUUAAACAUUGCAUUCAUCUAUGAGAUAACUGUCUUCAAAGAGAAAUCAUUCUGGUACAAUUACUUGAAAAGUAUUCGCUUCUUAGAUGAAGAUGGAGUGCUUCUGCUACCUCCAAGUCAUUGGGAAGAAAGUGAUAAGAAAUUAUUAAGAGGUAGUUCGGUUGAUUUAUUGUAUGGGGCACUGGAUCCAGAAGUAGAGAUCCAAGAAGGGUUCGAAAUCGCUAUCGACUUAUCGAUUAAAUGGAAUCAAGAGUUGAAUCUUAAUAUCCCGGAAGGCUUCCUCGAUGUCAAUAUUACAGAUAUUGAUGAUAUCAGAGAAAAACUGAAGAAAUUUGUCAGUGUUGCAUUUGCGUUAUCUUCGAGAGUGUUCGAGGUCGAUGCUUACCACGAGAAUGCAUUAGUGCCAAUUGCGGACUUGUUCAACCAUAACAGUGAAAAGACAGAUGUAAGAUUUGUCUCUGUGUUUGAUGUCUGUGCCGAAUGUGGUGAAUUUGGUCCUUGCAAGCACGAUGAGAUUGACGAGGUUGCAGAAGAAGGAGCUGAUAACGAUGAAGAGGUGCAAGAAGUAGAAGGUAGUGGCAAUUUCAAUGCCCUAGUGAAACAAUUAGAAGAGGAAGUGGAGGACCGUUGUACGGAAAGAGAAGAUUCCACCAUGUCAGAUGAAACUUACGUUGAAAUCGUUUUAGCAAAAGCUGUUAAAGAAGGUGAUGAGAUAUUCAAUUCGUAUGGCGACCUGAACAAUUCCUUGCUAUUGAGCAGAUACGGGUUUGCAUAUUUAGAUAACAAGAAUGAUAUGGUUGAUCUCAGUUUGCAGCUACAUGAUGUAGUCAAUUCUGAUAAGAAGUACCAAAUCAGAUUGAAGUGGUGGAGCGACGUCGGCUAUACGCUGUAUGAGAGCUGGUACAAGCUUAACCGGGAGGAAGCGGAGAAAAGUGAGGGCGAAGAGGAGGACGACGAUGGCGAGGACGAAGACGACGAAGACGACGAAGAACACGAAGAAGACACACAUGAACAUGAGCACGAGCACGUACACGGAGAGGGGUGUAGCCGCGACCAUGGCAGCAACGUUUUGAACGAGCUGUACGUGGACUUCGAUUGCACCCCAUCCAGAAAUUUGAACGCCCUCAUCAACAUCCUAUCACUCGAUGACAACAAGUACGACAAAUUGACAAGUUCCCUCGAACAGGACACCGAGACACCACCCCAGUUCGUCACCACCAUCUUCGACACAUUCGACCAGUUCAACACCUCCAACAAGGCAAUUAGCAACACGAAUCAAAAUAUAAAACUUCUAAAACAACUACUUCAAUUGAAAAAACCACACCCACUCCCAACCAACAAAACUGCAAUCUCAGAACACCAGCUGCAACAAGUAAAGACGCUGCUGCAGAACGAGAACACCUUGAUCAGAAACAUGUCCACCAAACUCUAA